Cicer arietinum (chickpea) is the source of this 5718-nucleotide messenger RNA. RefSeq lists its product as uncharacterized. NCBI's taxonomy places the organism in Eukaryota, Viridiplantae, Streptophyta, Magnoliopsida, Fabales, Fabaceae. Gene Ontology annotation, molecular function: poly(A) RNA polymerase activity; mRNA binding. Gene Ontology annotation, biological process: polyadenylation-dependent ncRNA catabolic process; RNA 3'-end processing. Gene Ontology annotation, cellular component: TRAMP complex; nucleolus. The record is from RefSeq and is a predicted model, not a curated record.
AUUUUUUCUCUUCCCCGCCCAAAUAUGAAUCCAUCGUGGCAACCCCCGAAUGCGUAGAUUCCUCCUUUCAUUUUUCCCAUUGUCUUCUCAGACUUCUGUCAUCUAAACACUGUCAUCACCAUCAUCCCAAAAUAUCCUCCAACAUUCCCAACCCAAAUUCCAAACCUCCCUCGCUCUGCACAAAUUAAAUUGCUCUCAUGGCUCACCGUCAACUCAUGGACUCACUCACUUCCCACAUCUCUCUCUACCAUUCCCAAUCCCCAAAUUCUAACCCUAACCCUAACCCUAGAAUCUCCAUUCUCAGAUGGUUCUCCUCUCUAUCAAUUCACCACCGUCUCUCUCAUCUCACCAUUCUUGAUUCUAAUUUCGUCCAGAUCCUCCUCCAAAUGCUCUCCAAACUCCAAUCCAACGGCCACGGUUGCUUCAUCAUCCUCCCCGAUCUUCUCUCUCGCGAUCCUCCCUUCCUUCCCACUGUCUGCUUCAAGAAAUCACACGGCCUCCUUUCUCGAAUCGCCGAAUCAGACAUCGCCGGUAAGUUAAUAUUUGAUUCGGCUCGGCUUUUUGAGUCCCAGGAAGGGGAGGAGGCGUCGGAGUGUUCUUGUUCAGCGAGACGGCUUGAUGCAGUGACGUUUUCUGAGGAACUUGUGGAGGAUGUUGACAGAUUUAUGGAGGCGAUGGAUCAAAUCUCUGGCGGCGGGUUUCUUAGAGGGGAAGAGGCUGAUCUUGGAGAGGAUUGGGUGGAAUUGAAUUGGUUGAAAUCGAAGGGGUAUUAUGGGAUUGAGGCUUUUAUUGCGAAUAGGAUCGAGGUUUCGAUGAGGCUGGCUUGGUUGAAUAGUUGUGGUGGGAAAAAGAGAGGUGUGAAAUUGAAGGAGAAGUUGAAUGUGGUUGGGGUUGCUGCUAAUUUUUAUUGGAGGAAGAAGGGUUGUGUUGAUUGGUGGGGGAAUUUGGAUCCUGUAACAAGGAAAAAGGUGUUCAACACUAUCAUUAUGAAAUCCGCGAAAGCUUUGACGUAUGAGAUUUUGAAAGUGGCAAGCAGUGCCUCUGAAGAAGAGGUUUGGCUAUACAGUAGAGGCACGGGAGUGGAUAAACUACUUGACUAUAAUUGUACUGCAUCUGCUCAAAGGACCACCCGAGCAUUUUGUGAUGAUACAGAAUUUGGAAAAAUUAUUACACCAGUCAGCUUUAGUAAAAAGCCUGCAGAGUUAGCUAGAGCCUUUAAUUCGUUAUCUGUGCUUCAAGACAUUACAUUAAUGUUAACAUCAAGUCCUAAUAGUGAAUAUGAUAUAGGAACUCUUUUCUUUAGUUCGUUGCGUUCUGUCUCUACAAUAUCUGAUUGUAUAUUACGAAAAUUGAGAGGUUUUCUGAUGGUUAUUUCGCUUGACUGCACUAAAUCUGAGCUAUUAGAGGAGGAACUUGACAAAUCCUCGUCGGGUAAACCUAAAGAAAAGCAUGGUGUUUCUAACCGUAAAAAGAAGGGACGGACCCGCAAUACUAAAAGGCAAAAUCCUGCACCAAAGACAUCUGUGAGUGGUAUUUCAUGUGAAAAUCUUCAUAAGGACAUUGAUCGUCUAGUGGACAGUAAAAAGAAGACUGAUUUAAUGAGACCCAGGGAAUUUCCGAACAUUCCACUGGGGAAGGAUAUUUCUACAGGGAGCUCGUCAUCAACUGUAAAAAUGGAUCAUACUCAGGAAUCAAAUGUUGGCAAACCUCGAACCACUUCAAGAAGAAAUAGAAAAGAGAAAAAUAAAAAUAAAAAUAAAACCACCCUUGUUGAUAGUGCAGUUGAAGAUUCUCAUAAGUCGGGUACAGAUGCUGCCUCUAUCACUAUUACUUAUGAAGGUGAGGUGGCAACAUGCGAUAGUUCUUUUGAUAAUUCUACCAUUCAAAAUGUCAAAAACAACGAUUCAAUCGGUAAUGACAUCGUUACUUCAAAUUCAAGCCUUUGUAGUUCUGUUAAUGGACUUACUAAGGAAAACAGCUCUACCAGGAAAGUUGAAAAAGAGAAUGUUGAAGAUCUUGCUGGAAGUUGCAAUAGUUCAGGUUCUCAGUGUUGUUUAUUGUCAAAUGAAAGGAAAACAUUAUCCUCUGAAUUAGAUACUUGCGAGGUAGAGUGUAAAGCUACAACACCACCUGAACCUGCAUUGAAGCAUGAUAGUUUCUGCAGGAAUGAAGAUACCUGUCGUACGAGAACAACAGGUGCUGCCAAAGCUGAUGUAAAGUCAACUGUUUAUGACAAACCAAUUAGAGAGGUUAAUGUAAAAGAGUUUGGCAAGUUGAAGGAGCGAGAUAGAUGCCUAUUUGAAAGUAGAAAUUCAGCUUUCUCAAAAUGCAGUCCAUAUGAGUGGCCUGGUAUACCUUCUAUCUAUUUUCCAUCUUUUAACUCACAUCUCCCUCCUGCAACAGACAGAUUGCAUCUGGAUGUUGGGCGCAAUUGGCAUAAUCACUUCUGCCACCCAUUUGUUCCCACAUUACAGCAAGCAAGAAAUACACCAAUUGAAGGUGGAUGCAGUCAAAUUCUGCCUCGUUCAAUUCCUAUGAGUUUUGACUGGCCUCCAGUUUUUCGCGGUGGUGUGACUCCAUCACCAAAUUGUAAUUAUGAAUCUGGUUUUAUGUCUAGGCGGCAAUGUACAUUUUCAAAAGGGUUGGCUGUUCACAGCAUGCCGGUAGAUGGAACAACUUCUGAUGAUGAAAGGAAGUACUCUGGGGAUAUAUUGGAUUUACCUGAUCUAAUAAAUACACAUGAUCUUGCAGAUGAAUUUGACAACCUCUGUGUAUCAGAGGAAGAGUAUGAUUUUCAUGCGGUUUCUGGUAUAGAUUAUAAUCAAUAUUUUGGCGGGGGCGUAAUGUACUGGAACCCUUCUGAUCAUCCAGGAAAAGGUUUUUCUCGACCUCCCUCUCUCAGCUCCGAUGACAGUUUAUGGGCCUUGCGUGAAGCUGACAUGAAUAGGACAGUGGAUGAUAUGGUUGCCUUCUCAUCGUCAUAUAGUACAAAUGGUUUAACAUCACCAACUGCUGCGACAUUUUGUUCUCCCUUUGAUCCUGUAGGGACUGGGCCCCAGACUCUUGGCUAUGUAAUGUCAGGUAAUGAAGUACCUGGGAAAGUGUUGCAUUCUUCAUCAGUUACAGAUGCAGCAGCCGAUGACGAAAGUUCUUGUUCUUUGGGUAAUAACUUACCUGGAGAAACUGAAGGGAAGGCUGGUGAUUCACAUCCAUAUCCCAUUCUACGGCCAAUAAUUAUUCCUAACUUGUCAAGGGAACGGUCCAUAUGUGUUGAUCAUAAAAGCCCUUGUGUUCCUCCUACCAGGCGAGAGCAGCCUCGCAUAAAGCGGCCACCAUCACCUGUAGUGCUUUGUGUACCACGUGCACCACGUCCUCCCCCACCCUCCCCUGUGAGUGACUCCAGGAAACAAAGGGGUUUUCCAACCGUUAGAUCUGGGAGUUCCAGUCCAAGACACUGGGGAAUGAGAGGCUGGUAUCAUGAUGGAAGUAAUUUGGAGGAUGGUUGUUUAAGAAUGGAUGGUGCUGAAGUUGUGUGGCCGCCUUCUUGGAGAAGUAAAAACCUUGCAGUGCAACCUCUGAUCCAACCUUUACCUGCUGCCUUGCUGCAGGACCGCCUGAUUGCAAUGUCACAGAUAGCACGUGACCAGGAACAUCCGGAUGUCGCCUUUCCUCUGCAACCUCCUGAGUUACGAAGCUGUUCUGCAACGAGUACAUCUUUAUCUUUGAUGCAUGCAAUGCUCCAUGAUGAGAUUGACUCUUUCUGUAAGCAGGUUGCGGCAGAAAACAUGGCAAGAAGGCCUUACAUUAAUUGGGCUGUCAAGAGAGUUACCCGAUCUCUACAAGUUCUAUGGCCCAGGUCCAGGACAAACGUAUUUGGUUCCAAUGCCACUGGUAUGGCUCUUCCAACCAGUGAUGUUGACCUUGUGGUUUGUCUCCCUCCAGUGAGGAACCUGGAACCUAUUAAGGAAGCUGGUAUAUUGGAAGGUCGUAAUGGUAUUAAAGAAACAUGUCUUCAGCAUGCAGCUAGGUAUCUUGCCAAUCAGGAAUGGGUAAAAAAUGAUUCUCUGAAAACGGUGGAAAAUACUGCUAUACCUAUUAUUAUGCUUGUGGUGGAAGUACCUGAGGACGUUAUCACUUCAUCAGCUCCUACGUUACAUUCAUUAAAAGAAGAGUCACUUUGUACUACUGGUGAACAUGGUAAUGACAGUCAUUAUGAUAUUAUCCAGUUAGAAGAUUCAGCUUUGCGGAAAAGGUCUCAAACUAAUUUUUAUGCUUUCAAAGUAUCCAAAUCAGUUCGCGUUGACAUCAGCUUCAAGUCCUCGUCACAUACAGGACUCCAAACUACAGAAAUGGUUAAGGAAUUGACGGAACAAUUUCCUGCUGCUACUCCUCUUGCUUUGGUACUAAAACAGUUUUUGGCAGAUCGGAGCCUUGACCAGUCCUACUCUGGCGGCCUAAGUUCCUACUGUUUGGUUUUGCUAAUUAUACGUUUUCUUCAGCAUGAGCACCAUCUUGGCCGGCCAAUCAACCAAAAUUAUGGAAGUAUUCUGGUGGAUUUUCUUUACUUUUUUGGGAAUGUGUUUGAUCCUCGACAAAUGCGGAUAUCGGUGCAGGGAAGUGGACUUUAUAUUAAGAGAGAAAGAGGUUGUAGCAUUGAUCCAAUUCACAUAGAUGAUCCUCUUUUUCCAACAAAUAAUGUAGGAAGGAAUUGCUUCCGAAUACAUCAAUGUAUUAAGGCAUUUUCAGAAGCUUAUAUUGUUCUUGAAAAUGAACUUGCGCUACUAAAUAGUGAUGGUGAGUCGUGCUCAAGGCCAUCUUACAGGCUGCUACCAAAAAUAAUCCCAAGUCUUGAUGUAUCGUAGAGAUUCUCGUUACAUGAAGAUUGAAAAGUUGUUUUGUCUGAAAGGUUCUUGGGUCUGUGCAAAGUUAUGCAUGCCAGAAUAUUGUUUUGAAGCACAAACUCAAGGCGUGCAUUCCAAGUGGUGGGUCGGAAGUUGAAGUGUUGAACAAUGCAAAUCAUUCUUGCUGGUCACUGAUUAUCUGCCCUAUGCUCUUCAAUACCCAAUGAAUUGCAUCAGUGGAGUUGUUCAGAACUAAAGACAUUUUGGUGAUACAUAUUACGUGAUGUGAAGCGGAAAAGAUGGUUUUAUCUUUGGGAGUCUUCUUGAGACAAAUAAAUGCAAUGUUUUGCAGGAUUUGAAGAGCAGCAGAUGGAAGGAAAUUUUCCGAUAAACACCUAAGCAUUUGAGAAACCCUCCCUUAAAAGCUACAGACAAGGAGGAAGAAUCAAGCCACAUAAUACACGGUGUGGGACUUAGAGACCCUUUAAUAUCAAAUUUCUACCACAAAUACUUCACUCAACCGUUUUCAAGUCAGUCCCUCCAUAGGGGUACUCCUUUUUGAGACAUCAGCAAUUGGUUCUGAUACUAUGUCAACUGGCAUGUACUACAUGAUGUUUGACUUAGGCAUCCAUAAUACUGAAGCCCCAAUCAUCUGGCAAUUUUGUCAUAUAUUUUAUCUUCCUUUGUGUAACUAUUUUCACAUCAAAAUAAUCACAUUUUGGACACAUCAUAGACAAAAUAACUGUUGUCAACUAUGUUUUGCAAAUUAACUGAUUUGGCUUAUUUUUUUUUAUUGUUAUUUCUAACUGAAUUUGGCUUCCUUCAUUGCUAUGGUUACAUUCGUCCUUAAACUAAGUUAAUUGCCUUCUGAAACUUA